CAUUGUUCUCAUACACACUCCUCCCGGGAAUAUACACACAUCUUCCCCCAUCAUCAUCAUCGUCACCAUUAGCAUCAGCAGCAUCUAUCUUCUCAUCACCGCUCACUCAUCACACGUUGGCGCUAUUUUAAGCUCAUACUGUGGUCUCUCACCUUCUUGUUACAGUGUUCUAAACGCGCGUAGUUUGCCUCACCAGGAAUAAUCUUCAAAUUCGCCUCCCAUACAUACAUUGGCUUUGCAGGAUCGAGCCUCAUCGCGCCAACUGACGCCCACCCUCACUUCAAGCAACCCCUCUUACACGUCAACUCCAUCACUUCCACAAUAGCUGCCGAACCUUUGUAUCGGCACUUCCCCUAAACAAAAGGAGUUUCAGACGAUUAUUAGGCGACGAGGAGAAAAGGCUACGAUACCCUUUCGUUGCCGCGCUUCCUCGUCGUCCGAUUACCGGACUCCGCCAUCCUAAUCAACAUGGCCCUUUCUGUGUCUAAUCCACCCACGACACCGCGACGAGUAAAGGUGUAUGAGUUGCGGAAUAAUGAUUGGUUUGAUCGGGGAACUGGAUAUUGCACGGGACAGUUAGUUAAUGACGAACCACAUAUACAAGUGAAAUCGGAAGAGGAGCAGGAUCGUAUGCUGUUGGAAACAAAGAUAAUAAAAGAUGAUGGAUAUCAAAAGCAGCAGGAAACCUUAAUUGUAUGGACAGAGCCACAUGGUACAGAUAUGGCUUUGAGCUUUCAAGAGCCAGAAGGUUGUGCUGCAAUAUGGGAGUUUGUGAGCCAUGUUCAGAGUCAUCUUCUGUCGGUAUCUGGCGCAGAUGAAAUACUCUCAGACGAUGCGAACGAAACCCUCAUUGGUUCAGUGAUGCUACCUUCCCCCGAGCUGGGGAAUCUUACUGAGAUCGAGGCUACGAUCCGAUCGGCGAGCUCAACCGCCCAGGCCAGAGAUUCCCUAGGGAAAUUCGUCCUAAGUGAAGAUUUUAUUCGAAAGCUCAUUCCGCUGCUGGGUGUGGCUGAAGAUUUGGAGAGUCUGGUGAAUCUGCAUAGGCUGUGCAACAUUAUGAAGAUGAUAAUUUUACUGAAUGAUACCUUGAUCAUCGAGCAUAUUGUCACGGACGAGGUCAUAUUUGGUGUUGUAGGGAUCUUGGAAUACGAUCCUGAUUUCCCAAGCCACAAGGCUAACCACCGGCAAUUUUUGUCUGAUACGUCCAAGUUCAAGGAGGUAGUGCCGAUCAAGGACCCAGAGAUCAAGAAGAAGAUCCAUUGGACUUACCGAUUACAAUACUUGAAAGAUGUUGUUCUUGCUAGGAUUCUUGACGACCCUACCUUCUCGGUGCUUAACUCUCUUAUCUUUUUCAACCAAGUGGAUAUUUUACAGCACCUCCAGAGCAACCAGGCGUUCUUGAAGGAGCUCUUUUCAAUCUUCCACUCUGCAGAGUCGGAUCCAACCCAGAAAAAGAACGGUGUUUUGUUCAUCCAACAAUGUUGCUCAAUUGCAAAGAACCUCCAAGGACCUGUAAGAACCCAGCUCUACAACCACUUUAUCCAAAACGGACUCUUUGCUGUCAUAGAUUUCGCGCUGCUCCACGAUGAUGCUUCUGUCCGCAUUGCAGGUACGGACGUUUUGGUGGCCAUGAUCGAUCACGACCCAGCAAUGAUGCGAGCGUUCAUCUUUCGGCAAAUUAGCGACAAGCAAAAGCCAUUGACGGACACCUUGAUUGAAUUGCUAUUGGGGGAGCAGGAUCUGGGGGUAAAAGCACAAAUCGCAGAUGCUAUCAGAAUUCUGCUAGAUCCCUCUACAGGGUUGCAGAUCGAGGGACUUGGAAAGGCUAGUGACAUAACCUCGCGGUUGCAUCCUCGAAAUCAUAGUGCGGACCGUGAAACUGAGAAUUUUUUAAAGACCUUUUACGACGACUCCGCGAAGAAGCUAUUCCUCCCCUUGUCAGAGCUCGAUACCAGAAAAUCAUUAAAAGGCUUGUCAAUAGCGGAAGUAUCGCUAUUCUCCCACCUCGUGGAUACGCUAUGUUUCUUUGUCCGGCAGCACGCAUUCCGAGGAAAGUACUUCUUUCUGGCAGAGAAUCUCCCCUCGAGGGUUGCACAGCUGCUCCAAUCACCCGAGAAACAUCUGAAACUAUCGGCGUUGAAGUUCUUCCGAACGUGCGUUGGUUUACAGGAUGAGUUUUAUAUCCGGCAUAUGAUCAAAUGGAAGCUGUUCGGACCGAUACUGGGCAUCGUUAUUGACACUAUGCCGAGGGACAACCUGCUAAAUUCUGCCUGUCUCGAAUUUUUCGAGUUCAUCAAGAGGGAGAACAUUAAACAGAUAAUUGUCCACUUGGGCGAGAACUAUCGUGAUGAAAUGAAGGAGAUAACCUAUGUUGAUACUUUCAACAUGUUAAUAUUAAGAUGCGAACAGUUGCAAGAUACAACCAUGCCUUCAUCAUAUGUUCAGGAAGACAAGUCCAUUAGGAAUCACGUCAAUGGUGCCAGAAGGUGGCAGGGUGUCAAGGAUAUGGACGCUGCCGAGGAAGAGUAUUUCAAUACUUCCGAUGAAGAGGAUAACGCUCCGGCACCCAAGGACAGUCCUAUUAAGGGUGCUAAUGGCAGCGGAUCCCCGGUACCCAAGCCACUGGUUGACUACGCAGACGACGACCCAAUGGAUACUGCUGAUGAGAGCAAACCCGAGGAGGAGAGGAGGGCUACUACGGAGGCCAAGUCAGCACCCGAAGGGGCCAGUUCAGCUAGUCCGACUACUUCCCCUACUACUUCUACUUCGCAAAGGCCUGAUAAUGACGUGCUAUCUGGAGCUCCCAUGCCCGAAAGGUUAUCGGAGAAACGAAGGCGCGAGGAGGAGGAUGAUGAUGAGCUCGGAAAAUUACGAAACAAACGCCGCAGCCCUACUGGUAGUGGGAGUGCAAAUGCCCUGACCAAGAAGCGCAGUUCUGGACCUGGUGGUAGUCCACCUACUAAAAAGAUAGCUAUCAACCUGGCCGUCAAGACAAGUACAGGAGGCAGUGACGGUGGUGGCGGUGGAGGGGAGAUCACCAGGGAUGGAGGAGGCGAACCAGAUGACGAAAAAUAGAUGGGAUGGGCGACGGAUAGUGUAGGGGGAGUUCCGAAUCAUUUUACUUCGAUCAAUACCUAUUCUCAAUUCAGUUCCCUUUCUCUGGUCUUUGUUUGCAUACGGAUUCCCCGCUUAUUGCCCUGCUAUUUUUGAGCUUUCCCCCUUUUUUUUCCCAUUUCUUUUUUUCACACCUAACCUCGGCGUAUCUGAUUUUAGUGAUUGCUUCUCUUCUACCAUCUCCCCCUCUCUCUCUCUCUCUUUUUUCUUUUCUUUUCUUUUCUUUUUUUUUUAAAAAAAAAUUAGCUUCUUGUUCACCUCAGGAGGAAACCAAAUGUCCGGAGGACCCGAUUUCUGGGAUGGGCUGGGUCUGGAGGAAUGGAACGAACUAGGAAAUCAAAUGUAGAGAUGGGAAAAAUGAAACGGGCAGGAAGGAAAAGCCAACACUGUAUGAUAAAAACCGUUUCUUGUAUCAGGGGGUUCUUUUCAAAGGGUUUUUUUUGUACAUUCUUCCAACACUUUUUCUCUCUUCUCUCUUUCUAACCUUCUGUAUUUUUCUUCUCUUUUUUCUUGUCUAGGACAGGGAGAAUGAAAUGAAGAGAGGGGGAAAAAACUCCUUCACCUGACGAGGGGUUUUAUCUUCACUAGGCAUACCGCAUUGACGAAAGACCACCCGAACAUGGCUGAUAUUGGAAGAGAGCAUGGAAGAAAUGGUAAAAAGAAACAAAUUAUAUUCGGGGACAAUGUCAUGAUCCGACCACUUUUAUAUUCUCUAUGGUCCAUGGUAUAAGUUGCGUUUUUUUCUUUCCCUUUUUUCCUUUUAUUUCCUUCCUAAACGCUUACUUGCUUUCCUUCCUUCUCAUGUGUGCCAUCCAGCUUUCCUUCCGCAACGGGAGAAUGAAGGGGGGGGUUACGGGAAGAUUGGGUUUUUUUUUGAGAAACCCAAAAUUGUACAGUAAUCAAAUCAGUGUUAUCCUACGGUA
Messenger RNA from Tuber melanosporum (Perigord truffle), 4037 nucleotides. RefSeq lists its product as uncharacterized. The transcript has 9 exons. Lineage: Eukaryota; Fungi; Ascomycota; Pezizomycetes; Pezizales; Tuberaceae. Gene Ontology annotation, molecular function: protein phosphatase activator activity. The record is from RefSeq and is a predicted model, not a curated record. Gene Ontology annotation, biological process: DNA damage response; protein dephosphorylation. The coding region runs from base 469 to 3075 and encodes 868 amino acids. Gene Ontology annotation, cellular component: protein phosphatase 4 complex; nucleoplasm.